AUGCGGUUCCCGAAACGCGGCAAGAAGCCCAGUCAGGAUACUGCCAACAUUGCCCACGAUGGCUCUACGCCGCCUGCGAUAUCACCGCCGAAUGAAGAGGGCGACGAGGCAAAGAAUGAUAUCAGCCUGGCGCGCACCAAGACCGAGGACAUUGUCUAUCCGACGGGGCUCAGGCUUGCCCUGCUCAUGACCAGUGUCUUUAUUUCCAUGUUCUUGGUGGCACUCGACCGUCUCAUCAUCUCGACGGCCAUCCCGCAGAUCACGGACGACUUCCACUCCGUCACGGACAUCGGGUGGUACGGCUCGGCCUACCUGCUGACCAACUGCUCGUUCCAGCUGAGCUUCGGCAAGCUGUACAGCUUCUUCAGCGUCAAGGGCGUCUUCCUCGUCUCGAUCGGCCUGUUCGAGAUCGGCUCUGCCAUCUGCGGCGCCGCGCCCAACUCGGUCGCGUUCAUCGUCGGGCGGGCGAUCGCCGGGCUCGGGAGCGCGGGUAUCUUCUCUGGUGGUAUCACGGUUAUUGUUUAUGCUGUGCCUCUCCACAGGCGACCUCUCUUCCAGGGCAUGUUUGGGGCGGUCUUCGGGCUUGCUUCUGUUAUUGGGCCUCUGCUUGGUGGCGCGUUCACGAGCAAGGUUAGCUGGAGAUGGUGCUUCUACAUCAACCUGCCGAUCGGCGGUGCCGCCAUGAUCUUCAUCUUCUUCCUCCUCAAGGUCCCGGACCGAGACACGACGCGUCUCCCGAUGAGGCAGAAGCUGGCCCAGCUCGACCCCAUCGGACUCACCCUGCUCCUCCCGGGUGUCAUCUGCCUGCUGUUGGCUCUGCAGUGGGGUGGUCUUGAAUAUCCAUGGCGAAACGGCCGCAUCAUCGCCCUUCUUACACUGGCUGGUGUUCUCCUGCUUGGGUUCAUCGCGUGCCAGAUCCUCAAGCCCAAUACCGCGACCAUCCCGCCCCGUAUCUUCUGCCAGCGUAGCAUCAUGGCUGGGUUCUGCGCCACCUUCUGCAUCGGGUCCUCGAUGAUGAUCUUCGUCUAUUACCUUCCGAUCUACUUCCAGGCCAUCAAGGGCGUCAACGCCGUCGACUCCGGGAUCCGCCUGCUCCCGAUGGUCCUGCCCAUGGUCGUCGCGUCCAUCGCGUCGGGCAUCCUGAUCGCCAAGGUCGGCUACUACACGCCGUUCAUGCUCGGGGGCAUCGUCCUCCUCUCGAUAGGGGCGGGCCUCCUCACGACGCUGCAGGUCAGCACCGAGCAGGCCAAGUGGAUCGGGUACCAGGUCAUCUACGGCUUCGGCAUGGGCCUCACCUUCCAGGCGCCCAACCUCGCGGCGCAGACGGUCCUGCCCAACCGCGACGUGCCCAUCGGCACCUCGCUCAUGUUCUUCUCGCAGCUGCUGGGCGGGUCCAUCUUUAUCUCCGUGGGGCAGAACGUCCUCAACAACGAGCUGGUCGAGCACCUGUCGGGCGUCGCCGGGUUCGACGCGGCCUCGAUCCGCGACGCCGGCGCCACGACGCUGACGCACCUGCCCGAGCCGCUCAGGUCCGCCGUGCUCGCCGCGUACAACGAGUCGCUGCGGACCGUGUUCCAGGUCGGGCUCGUCAUGACGUGCCUCACCAUCCUCGGCGCGGCGAGCCUCGAGUGGCGCAGCGUCAAGAGCAAGAAGCCCGCGGCCAAGACGGAGCAGCACGCCCAGGGCUCUGCGGAGGCGGGCGCCGCGGCUGCCAUGGUCGAUGCUGAGGCGGGCGGCGCUGGGGCCGUGCCGCCCAAGAGCCGCUCUGGGGAGUUGCGCCGCUCGGUGGAUGCGGAGAAGCGUGCUGCUGGUGACGAGGCUGGUUCUCAGUCUGAGGGGGAGAAGGUGGAUGCGUCGAGGCGAGGGUGA
Molecule: messenger RNA, 1869 nt
Organism: Diaporthe batatas
Lineage: Eukaryota; Fungi; Ascomycota; Sordariomycetes; Diaporthales; Diaporthaceae
Exons: 6
Coding region: 1-1869 (622 amino acids)
Biological process (GO): transmembrane transport
Molecular function (GO): transmembrane transporter activity
Source: RefSeq, a predicted model, not a curated record